This is a messenger RNA of Daucus carota subsp. sativus, 2595 nucleotides long. RefSeq lists its product as uncharacterized. The coding region runs from base 145 to 2595 and encodes 816 amino acids. The transcript has 10 exons. Lineage: Eukaryota; Viridiplantae; Streptophyta; Magnoliopsida; Apiales; Apiaceae. The record is from RefSeq and is a predicted model, not a curated record.
CGCUUUUGCCCCUUUGGUCACUUCCCCCUCAUUUUUCAAACCCUUAUUUCAUUUCCCCCUUUCAAACCCUCGAUUCAUUUCACUCACACAUCCAUUUCUCUUCAAACCCACUUCACAGUACCAGUUGCCCUGUAGAAAUUAAUUAUGGCCCCUUCAAGGAAAUCAAAACUGACAAAAUCUUGUCCCAAUACCACUACCACCAACCUUUUAAAGGCACUAAAAAGAAACAAAUCGAUGGAGACUGGUGGGGUAAAAGAAAAGUCGAAAAGGAAUGUGGUGCAGCCUUCCCCUCAAGAUUCUUCCCCUCAAAAUUCCUCUCCUCAGUCCAUAAAGAAAAAGGCCAUUUCUACCCGCCUACAACAGCAAUUGAACAAGAAGAGGAAACGGGUGGAAGAACCAGUGGCUAAUAAAGAAGGAGUUAAGCUAUUAAAACGGGGUGCAGUUACGAUGCAUAGGAUUAUUAGGAGAAAGAUGUUGGGAGAGAAAUUAACAGUGAGUUUCAACGCAAAGGGUGAGCCGUACGGUGCCGUUGCCACACAGAUGCAAUCUUACAUUGGGGUUCUUGCGAGAACUAAGGUCCCUAUUUGGUAUGAAACUUGGAAACGAGUGCCAAAAGAAAGAAAAAACAAAAUAUGGGAUUGUGUGCAGAUGGCGUUCGAUGUGCCAUUAACAGCAAGGAGGGUUGUGUUAAAAUCUGCCUGCCAGAAGUGGAGGGACUUCAAGAGCCGUUUAACAACGAAUUAUAUUCUACCUUUUCGUGAACAACCUGAGUUGCUUGCACAUCCACCGGCAGACUAUACAUUUAUUGAAAAGCCACAUUGGGACAUUUUUGUUGCCGAUCGUUUAUCUAAAGAUUUUCUAGAAAUACACAAUAAGCAGAAAGGUAGAAGGAGCUUGAAUCUAUAUGGUCACUACAUGUCUCGGAAGGGUUAUGCCAACUUGGAACAAGAAAUUUCUGGUGGUGAUCCUGAAAUGGAGAUAGACCGGGCAAGUACAUGGCUCCUUGCACGGUGUGAUAAAGCUGGGAAGUAUAAGUCGAAAAAAAUUGAGACCAUUGCUGAAGAUAUUGAGAAGAUGAAGAAGAAAGUUCAUGAUGGGGAUUUGACAGAGGUAGGCACGGAUGAUGUGUUGACCAAAGUUCUGGGGAAUCCUGAGCACCGCGGAAGGGUCCGUGGUCAAGGGAGUUAUGUUAAACAGUCUGUCUACUUCAAUCUUCCCAAACAAAAAAGGAAAAGCCGAACAAUUGAAGAGAAGAUCCAGGAAGGUAUUCAGAAAUUUAUGACAGAAGAGACUGAUAAGAUUAUUCGAGACAGAGAUGCAUUUUGGGCUGCAGAAAUGGCGAAGCUCAAAGAAGCUUUAGGUUUAAAGAAAUUGUUUGCUGAAGAGAGUCCAAAUAUUGGUUCACAACAAGGAAGUUGUUCGAAAGGAGGAGUUGCUAAUUUGGAGUUGGAGUUAGUAGCAGCGAGAAAGAAACUAGAUCUCGGUGGAGAUCAAGGUUCUGCUGAAGAGAAAGAUGCUGAGAAGGAUGAGUUUGUAGAGAAAGAUGUUGCUGAAGAGAAGAAUGGGGUUGAAGAAAUACAAAGGGAGGAAAAUGGUGAAGUGAAGGGAUCUGAGGUUCUUGAAGUUGUGGACAACCCUGUGCACAACCCUAUGGACGACGCUGCAUUGAUAAACCAACGUCCUUCUACAUGGGAAUUGUUCAUUGAAACCCCCACCAAUGUUGUUGCUCAUGCAACAGUUGACAUGGUUUCUACUGUGCUUCACGGAAAGCCAAUUGGAGAAGAUAAUGCACGAGUCUCCAUUACUCAUGUAAUUCAAGGAGCUGCUCACAUCCCGUUUCCAAUCGAAGAUGAGAUCACUACUGUGGAACAAGCUGUUGGGACAUUUAUUGCGUGGCCAAGAAACCUCUUACGGGAAGUGAAUGCAGCCAGUGAUGAUAUGGUGAAACCUCGAACCGUGAAGGGAGGCAAGAAAAAUGGAAUAAAGAAAAUGAAGAAGGUGAAUGAGUUGGUCUCGGAACCCGAUUCUGUGGUUAACAUGGGCCCUGACUUUCCUCCUACUUUAAAGAAAUUAUGGCUUUGGGCAAGUGCUACUUUAAAAGAUGGUCGCUCACACCCUUUUCAGUUAUCCAAAGAAGCUUUUGGAUCGACUGAUAAGAAGUGUUUGUUUAAAUCAGACUUUAAAGCUUUGUGCUUUGGAGGUGAAAUUUCAGGAGGAGUCAUUUGCAUGUUUAUCAAUGUUCUCCAAGAUCAUUUGAGAAAGCACAAAAUGACAGACAUGAUAACAUUUGUUAAUCCGUCCAAGAUUGGCGCCAUCGGUUGUGGUACUCCAGCAGCGAGAUCACGUGCCCUCUCUCUUAGAUUCAAAGAUGCCAAGCCAGGCCAAGUUUUUCUUUUGCCAUAUCACCACACGAACCACUGGGCACUUACUGUGGUUAAUCCAAAUGCACAACUGGUUUACCACAUGGACCCGUUAAAGCGGCGCAUCGCAAAUGAAGAAUGGAUCGAAGUGGUUAACAAUGGCAUCAAAAUUUACAGGGAGGAGGAGAAGAUAAUUCUCAAGAAGAAAAUAAACUGGGAGAAUUUAGCGGUAUAA